Wasmannia auropunctata (little fire ant) is the source of this 318-nucleotide messenger RNA. RefSeq lists its product as uncharacterized. Gene Ontology annotation, biological process: detection of chemical stimulus involved in sensory perception of smell; sensory perception of smell. The coding region runs from base 1 to 318 and encodes 105 amino acids. The record is from RefSeq and is a predicted model, not a curated record. Gene Ontology annotation, cellular component: plasma membrane. The transcript is spliced from 3 exons. Gene Ontology annotation, molecular function: olfactory receptor activity; odorant binding. Lineage: Eukaryota; Metazoa; Arthropoda; Insecta; Hymenoptera; Formicidae.
AUGGCAAAAAAUAUUGGUGAUGCGAGCAUAUUGUUCUUGUACAUUGUCAUUCAUUAUGGCUUUAUGUUCUUUGGUAACUACAUUGGUCAAGAACUAAUAAAUUACAGCAACGAUAUAUUUAAGAAAAUAUGUAACACUCGGUGGUAUGCGGCUCCAUUGAACAUACAAAAAUGCCUCAUGAUAAUAACAUACCGAAGUAUAAAGACUUCGGCACUAACGAUGUGCUUUGAUCUAUUCUCGCCAUCUUUGGAAGGUUUCGCUACGCUUGUCAGCUCAUCGUUAUCAUACUUUAUGGUCAUUUAUUCUAUAAAUCGAUAA